This is a messenger RNA of Ornithorhynchus anatinus (platypus), 4220 nucleotides long. RefSeq names its product actinin alpha 4 (gene ACTN4). Gene Ontology annotation, molecular function: calcium ion binding; actin filament binding. The record is from RefSeq and is a predicted model, not a curated record. The coding region runs from base 93 to 2894 and encodes 933 amino acids. Gene Ontology annotation, cellular component: cell junction; plasma membrane; Z disc. Gene Ontology annotation, biological process: muscle cell development; actin cytoskeleton organization. The transcript has 22 exons. Lineage: Eukaryota; Metazoa; Chordata; Mammalia; Monotremata; Ornithorhynchidae.
GUGGGGGAGCCGAGGCGGCGGGAGGCGGUCGGGCGGUCGGGCGGUCGGGCAGCGCUCCACAGCGACGGAGGGGACGCACACCGGCGGCGGCGAUGGUGGAUUACCACGCGGCCAACCAGUCCUACCAGUACGGACCCAGCAGCGGCGGCAACGGCGCCGGCGGCGGCGGCGGAGGAGGGGACUACAUGGCUCAGGAGGACGACUGGGACCGGGACCUGCUGCUCGACCCCGCCUGGGAGAAGCAGCAGCGCAAGACCUUCACGGCCUGGUGCAACUCCCACCUGCGCAAGGCCGGCACGCAGAUCGAGAACAUCGACGAGGACUUCCGCGACGGCCUCAAGCUCAUGCUGCUCCUGGAGGUCAUCUCGGGGGAACGCUUGCCUAAGCCGGAGCGGGGGAAGAUGAGGGUCCACAAGAUCAACAACGUCAACAAAGCCCUCGACUUCAUCGCCAGCAAAGGGGUCAAGCUGGUCUCCAUCGGCGCGGAGGAAAUCGUGGACGGCAAUGCCAAGAUGACCCUGGGCAUGAUUUGGACCAUCAUCCUCCGGUUCGCCAUCCAGGACAUCUCGGUGGAAGAGACCUCCGCCAAAGAAGGCCUCCUCCUCUGGUGCCAGCGGAAGACCGCGCCCUACAAGAACGUCAACGUGCAGAACUUCCACAUCAGCUGGAAGGACGGUCUGGCGUUCAACGCGCUGAUCCACAGACACAGACCAGAACUCAUCGAGUACGACAAGCUACGCAAGGAUGACCCCGUGACAAACCUGAACAACGCCUUCGAGGUGGCCGAGAAAUACCUGGACAUUCCCAAGAUGCUGGACGCCGAAGACAUCGUGAACACGGCCCGCCCUGACGAGAAGGCCAUCAUGACCUAUGUGUCCAGCUUUUACCAUGCCUUUUCGGGGGCGCAGAAGGCCGAGACGGCGGCGAACAGGAUUUGCAAAGUGCUGGCCGUCAACCAGGAGAACGAGCACCUCAUGGAGGACUACGAGAAACUGGCCAGCGACCUGUUGGAGUGGAUCCGGCGCACGGUGCCGUGGCUGGAGGACCGCAACCCCCAGAAGACCAUCCAGCAGAUGCAGCAGAUGCUGGAGGACUUCCGGGACUACCGGCGCCUCCACAAGCCGCCCAAGGUGCAGGAGAAGUGCCAGCUGGAGAUCAACUUCAACACCCUGCAGACCAAGCUGCGGCUCAGCAACCGCCCCGCCUUCAUGCCCUCCGAGGGCAAGAUGGUCUCGGACAUCAACAACGGCUGGCAGCACCUGGAGCAGGCCGAGAAGGGCUACGAGGAGUGGCUGCUCAACGAGAUCCGCCGGCUCGAGCGGCUCGACCACCUGGCCGAGAAGUUCCGGCAGAAAGCAUCCAUCCACGAGGCCUGGACCGACGGGAAGGAGGCCAUGCUGAAGCAGAAGGACUACGAGACGGCCACGCUGUCUGACAUCAAAGCCCUCAUCAGGAAGCACGAGGCCUUCGAGAGCGACCUGGCGGCCCACCAGGACCGCGUGGAGCAAAUUGCCGCCAUUGCCCAGGAGCUCAACGAGCUGGACUACUACGACUCGCCCAGCGUCAACGCCCGCUGCCAGAAGAUCUGUGACCAGUGGGACGCCCUGGGCUCUCUGACCCAAAGUCGGCGCGAGGCUCUGGAGCAAACGGAGAAGCAGCUGGAGACCAUCGACCGGCUGCACCUGGAAUAUGCCAAGCGGGCGGCGCCUUUCAACAACUGGAUGGAGAGCGCCAUGGAGGACCUGCAGGACAUGUUCAUCGUCCACACCAUCGAGGAGAUCGAGGGCCUGAUCACCGCCCACGACCAGUUCAAGUCGACGUUGCCGGACGCGGACAAGGAGCGCGAGGCCAUCCUGGAUAUCCAGCGGGAGGCGCAGAAGAUUGCCGACUACCAUGGCAUCAAGCUGCCAGGAGGCAACCCCUACACCUCCGUCACGCCCGCCAUCAUCAACUCCAAGUGGGAGAAGGUCCAGCAGCUGGUGCCCAAGCGGGACCGCGCCCUGCUGGAUGAGCAGAGCAAGCAGCAGUCCAACGAGCACCUUCGCCGCCAGUUUGCCAGCCAGGCCAACAUCGUGGGGCCCUGGAUCCAGACCAAGAUGGAGGAGAUCGGGCGCAUCUCCAUCGAGAUGAACGGGACCCUGGAGGACCAGCUGAACCACCUGAAGCAAUACGAGCAGAGCAUCGUCCACUACAAGCCCAACCUGGACCUGCUGGAGCAGCAGCACCAGCUCAUCCAGGAAGCCCUCAUCUUCGACAACAAGCACACCAAUUUCACCAUGGAGCACAUCCGCGUGGGCUGGGAGCAGCUGCUCACCACCAUCGCCCGGACCAUCAACGAGGUGGAGAACCAGAUCCUGACCCGCGACGCCAAAGGCAUCAGCCAAGAGCAGAUGCAGGAGUUCCGGGCCUCCUUCAACCACUUCGACAAGGACCACUGCGGUGCCCUGGGGCCCGAGGAGUUCAAGGCCUGCCUCAUCAGCUUGGGCUACGAUGUGGAGAACGACAGACAGAAGCAAACAGGAAGCAUGGACUGUGAUGACUUCCGAGCUCUGCUUAUCUCCACAGGAUACAGCCUGGGAGAUGCCGAAUUCAACCGCAUCAUGAGCGUGGUGGACCCCAACGGCAGCGGCAUCGUCACCUUCCAGGCCUUCAUCGACUUCAUGUCCCGCGAGACCACGGACACGGACACGGCCGACCAGGUCAUCGCCUCCUUCAAGGUCCUGGCCGGCGACAAAAACUUCAUCACCGCGGAGGAGCUGCGGCGGGAGCUGCCCCCGGACCAGGCCGAGUACUGCAUCGCCCGCAUGGCCCCCUACCAGGGCCCCGACGCCACCCCGGGCGCCCUCGACUACAAGUCCUUCUCCACGGCCCUGUACGGCGAGAGCGACCUGUGAGCCCCGGCCCCUCCCCGGCCCCCCAAGGAGACACGCCCACCCCGCGCCCCACCUCCCCUCCGCUCCACAGAUCUAUGCAAAGCGCCUCUCUCGCUCUUUCUCGCUCUCGCUGUGGGGUGGGGCGGCGGGGGGGGGGGUCCCCUUCCUCCGGUCACUGUCGCCGCUGGCCUGGUGUGAGAUGGGAGCGGAGGCGGCCCCCCUCCAUCCCUUCCCCCCAACUUCGGCUUGGGGCUCCCCCCUCCGUCCCCCCCCCCCCCCCGCUAGCUGGGCUGUUAUUUAUGACUCAGGCACGCUGGGCCGGCCCCGAGACCGGGCCCCGCCUUCCCCCCAGACUCCUACCUUAGGCCAAAGCCGGUUCCUCCUAAGAUUCCCCCGCCUCCACCCACCCCCACCCGCCACGCUCCCGGGCCGCCCGGCCGGAGGCAGCAGAGGGAGAGCCAGCGGCCAGAGCAAUAAGGGGCGAGGCCGGUCGGGGACCCCCAGCACCUCCUCCUGCCCUGCCGGUGUCCCGGCUCUCCCACGGAGCCCCCCACCCCGAUCCCCCCGCCUUCCAACCUCACACGCGAAGGGAGGGGGCCGGAGACUUCCGAGGCGCCCCCGCAUCCCCCCUCAGAGUUGGGACGGGCCGCUGGAUCUGGCUCUCCCCACGGUCCCCUGGGCACGGUCCCCGCCCCCGGGGAGCCGGGACCGGGGGGGCUGGCCGCCUUGACACCUCCCCGCCGCCCCCCCCCCCCCCGGACCCCGCUCACCGGGCGCCCUGCCCCCUCUCCAGACUGACCUGCCUCUCUCACCGCCUCUCUGCGUUUAUCUAAGGACCAAAAAAAAUAAAUAAAAAAAACCACCAAAAAAAACCCAAAAAAAAAAAAAAAAAGCAAAAACCCACCUUAAAAGUAAUUAAAACCUUUCAGAGUUACUAUUUACUUUAUUAACUUACGGAUUUAUUAUAUAAAUAUAUAUUCACCUAGUGACAUAUAAUGCCGCCUUUCCGGUCUUGUAAUGAAAUCUCAGCUGAUGGUUGUAGCCCAGAUCCCCAUCUCCCAUCCACGGCCCCCCCCGCCCCCCCACCCUCACCCCCGUCUUCUCCGGGCGUCUGGUGCCGGAGAACCCCGUUCCCCCUGGAGGCCUGAAGGCAGCUGGAUGGGCCCAGCUAGGGCGGGACGGAGACAGAACACCCACCCCCGCCCCUUCGUUCGCCCUUGUCGUUUUUGGUUUUGUUUUUGGGGGGUGGGGGGGAGGGUUGCGUUCUGUUUCCCAGUUUUCUGGAAAAACCAACGCCUUCCCCCCCGAGGACAGGACAAUAAAACGUGUAAUAUUUUUCAGAAGGAA